Molecule: messenger RNA, 840 nt
Organism: Nematocida homosporus
Lineage: Eukaryota; Fungi; Microsporidia
Exons: 1
Coding region: 1-840 (279 amino acids)
Source: RefSeq, a predicted model, not a curated record
AUGUUUGACAUCAACGAAGCUAAUCAACCCAGAAGGUAUGGACUAUCUGGCAUUGCGUUGCAAGGUGGAGAUUGGGCUUAUCUGACUCUUGAUUGGGAAGAAAGUGAACUGAUGAAGUUACUAGAUGUCUUAAAGAAGUUCAGUAAAUUCAUACUCAAUGUGGAAAGUGUUGAGAUAUCGUAUCCUCGCGGCCCUGCUGGUUUGUUAGUCCUAGCCCAACUCUUAACACUGUUCGAAAACCCAGAGUUGAAUGCUACGAAGGAACCUCUUAAUAUUACUAUCUAUUUAAGACAUAUAGCUUCUUGCCCUUCUUUGGAGUCAUCAUUCAAUAAUGUUGAUUUGCAGAACCAGUUCCGAAACCAAAUUGAGAAGAUUGAAGAGUCGCGAUACAUUAUCCGCCUGAAGGAUAUUAGUGGGCUCACAUCAGAUAUACAGAAAUUCAUUUGGCCACUAGCAACUCAUUUAUCAAUAUCCUAUAUGGGUAUAGUCCACCCUCAAAUGGACAAGAUAGACUUUCUUAACGAUGUCAACUGGAUAGACCAAUUCAUCCUCGCAUUAGACCUAGACUACCAAAAGGACCUUACUAUUAGUUUAGGAGCCAGGACCGCGAAAGGCAUAGGUCUCCCGUUUUGUGGUUGUAUAAGCAUCCACACUAACAUUCCAGACCAUGGCCAACCGUCUAGCCGCCCCCCAAAGAUUUGUCUUACAGGCCUUACUGAAUACCUUGGGCCCAAUUCUUAUGAUAAGAGUGGCAAGCUCUUAGGCACUUUAGUAUGGGUGUCCCCUGUCAUUUCAACAAAAGAUGGCCAUAAGUUGGAUCAUUUGAAGCGGGUUAACUAA